AUGUACUACAUCCUCUAUCUCGAUAGCCUCUGCCGCCGUCGCCGCUGGCCGGACCCUCUCUACGAAUCCUACACGUGUCCCAAUGGCUACACCUGCGUCGUGCGCGUCAACAACCGCGAAUACCAGACCGACACCGUCUGCGAAUCCGAGAAGCUGGCCCAGGAGAACGCCGCCAUGCGCGCGUACAUGAUCUGCCGCAACUUCUCCGUCAACGAUGGCAUGUACCCGGCCGGCCAUGACCACGGCGGGGUGCUCCAAGGCCUCCCUGUCGCCAUUGGCACGGGGCGGAAGACUCACAGCAACAGCAAUAGCAACAGCAACAGCAACAGUAAUAGCGACGAUACUGAUGCUUCCAGCGGCAGCUCCAGCAGCGGAAGUAGUCGAAGCGGCGGGAGCAGCCCCGAAAGCCACGACGGAGGUCGAAUGAUGAUGAUGGCUAGUCGGGAGCGACAUGUUGUUCCGUCGAGGGCUCUUACCUACGGUGGUCGUGGGAUGUAA
Molecule: messenger RNA, 498 nt
Organism: Rasamsonia emersonii CBS 393.64
Lineage: Eukaryota; Fungi; Ascomycota; Eurotiomycetes; Eurotiales; Trichocomaceae
Exons: 2
Coding region: 1-498 (165 amino acids)
Source: RefSeq, a predicted model, not a curated record